Molecule: messenger RNA, 2758 nt
Organism: Lampris incognitus (smalleye Pacific opah)
Lineage: Eukaryota; Metazoa; Chordata; Actinopteri; Lampriformes; Lampridae
Gene: fam8a1a
Product: family with sequence similarity 8 member A1a
Exons: 5
Coding region: 100-1026 (308 amino acids)
Source: RefSeq, a predicted model, not a curated record
UAAAGUGAAGGGAAGGAAGCUGCGGAUUUCGCGGAUGGAGUGAAGACGUCCAACCAGAUUUACCUGGGAAAUCGGAUCUGCUUUUGAAGUGGGUCAGACAUGGCCGAGGCACCGAGCGACGGCCAAGAGAAACGACCGGAGAACAACGCCAUGACCGAAUACUGCGGAAAGCUGCAGCAGUGGAUGUGGCAGUAUUACUGGGGCUAUGCUAACUGGCAGAGCUGGAUGGCGCUGUCAGCCCCGCCUUUCCCCCCGCGGUGCGGCUUCCCCCAGGCGUGGACAAACGCCCCGCCGCCGUGUACACCUGCUUCGUCGUCCGGUGCUGGGCUACACGCCUUUGACGCACGGGGCUGGUACGCCUACCCGUACCCCUUCAGCUUCCCUGCAACCCCGAAUACGGGCGCCGCUCCGGCCGAGCAGACUCCGUCCGCGGCCUCGGCUUUGCACAAUGACGGGAGACACACGCCACAGCACAACGGCAACCCACCGCAAGCAGGACGGGAAUACACAAUCCCCUCGCCCCUCCACAGAUUCCUAGCUGAGACGGUGGACUUCUUUAUCCUGUUUUGUGUGAAAGCCACCAUCGUGUUGUGGAUCAUGCAUCUGAGCGGGAUGAAGGACAUUGCUAAAUUCAUCACUCACUUCAUAGUGGAGGAGAUAGAUGAGAACACGUCCAUGGAGGACCUGCAGAAGAUGAUGGUUGUGGCUCUGGUCUACAGAGUGCUAGUCUGCUUCUAUGAGAUUAUCUGCAUCUGGGGUGCAGGCGGGGCCACACCAGGGAAGUUUCUGCUCGGGCUGCGAGUGGUGACAUGUGACACGUCCACCCUGGUCCGACCCAACCGCGUCCUGGUGGUCCCCGCGUCAAAUGUCUCCCUUUCAGCUUCUACAGUGCGGGCGCUGAAUAAGAACUUCUCCAUCGCCUUCCUCUUCCCGGUCUUCAUCACCCUCCUCUUCUUCCAGCACAACAGGACUGUCUAUGACAUUGUGGCAGGAACCAUUGUUGUCCAGCGUAGGGGGGCCAGAUAACACAUCCUACUGCAGCUGGUUCAGAGGAGGGCACAGAAACCACUACACUUGGUGGGGUGUGUUAAUAAAGUGUGACAUGCUCAUUCGCACUAAAUGUCUUGAGAUUAACGAAAACCAAUCAUUUCUAAAUGAGCACUGGGGAGAACGUUGCAUCAGCGCAAUUCUAAACUGGACCUUAGAGACUUUUUUGUGGACUCAAAUUACACAUGGAAGAUUGGAUUGAUACUGGUUUAGGCCCUGUACAGUGCUUGUAAAGACAGAAUUCCUCGCAGCUUUUGGAUCUUUUGCAUUUAUUACUGAUCUGACUGUUAUAGCGACUCCUAUCAAGUUGUAAAAAGUAUUGUUAUUUUUGAAAUGGUCAAAAGUACCAUAUUUCCUGGACUACAAGUUGCACCGGAAUGCUAGUCGCACCCAGCAAAAAAACGUGUUGUUGUGAGGAAAAAAAAACAUAUGUAAGUCGCUUUGGUGUAUGGUACCAUAGAAAUUGAAUGACAGUAGAACGGACAUUCCAACUCAAAUCAAGAUGGCAGGAUGGUCAGCGGCACGGCGGCCAUUUGAACUGCUGCCAUUGCAAAGAACGGUGACUAUUGUAGCUGGUAAACUUCUGUAUAAACUUCCAUAAAGAUGGUGGGAGGAAACCGCAGCACCCGCAGGAAACCUAUACAGACAUGGGGAGAACAUGCCAACUCCACACAGAAAGGACCUUGGACGGCCUGGGGUUCGAACCCAGGACCUUCUUGCUGUGAGGCAACAGUGCUAACCACUGGGCCACCGUGGCACCCCAAUUAAGAACAAUCACCAUUUUCUUUCUAACUACUCAAACAUUUCAACGUUCUUUCUGCUCUCAUUCAAUUUCUAUGGGUGGUACAGUAUUUUCAACUGAGUCACAAGAUGAAGCAGUGCCAUCUAGUGGCCUUAGUUGAAAUGCAGUGUAUUCGUCCGACAAAAUUACAUUGUAUAAGUCGCUUUGGAAUGUAAGUCGCAGAACCAGCCUGACGAGUAAAAGGAAACAGCGAUUUAUAGUCCAGGAAAUACGGUAUAUAUAGCUCUAAAGGGUGCUGGACAAUAUCACAGGGAUAUCCCAGUACUAUUUCACUCAAUAUGGGAAUCUUAAUUCUAAUCUAAUAUGUGAUAUUGUCUUAAUAUUAUGAGUCUCAAUGUAAAGUUAAAUACAACGAGUAAUAUAUUUUGAGUUAUCUUUUGUUUUCUUUGAUGUUUUGCUUGUAUGCUAAUGAUGGUGAAUCAAAAGCUAAAGGUUUUUAGUUUUUGGAAGUUUUGAUCAUGCUUCAACACUCCAACUGAAAAAACACCCUGCAGGUCUAACUUGCCCCUGGCUAACAUUUUGAAAAUGUUUCGUUGUGACCUGCUUUGGAGAGCUGGUCACUGACAGGUUACAUAGGAAUUUUUUUUUCUUCCCCCAAGUCAUACACAAUAUGGACACAUGGCGUUUGUUCAUUGUUGGUCUGUGUCCUCCCCGUUCCUCUUUUCUGCAAUCAAAAUUGUAAACCUUGUCUCAGGGCACCACUUCUGAAAGCCAUUCUUCCUUCUCCAAAUGCAUGACUGGUUGUCACUUCUCGAGUCAGGUUUUCACUUAUGCACAUUGUUAAACUUCUGUUAUCUAGUAUUAAACGUAGGGCCUUUGCAUUUUUAGGAAUUCAAUGCUGGUAAAGUAAUCCGAGUUGUACUUGGGUCUGCAGUAUUAAAACAAAGUUAAUCGAUGGCUUGCAUUUUG